UCAAAUGAUAACUUUAUAACUCCUAAAACACAAGUAGAAAGUUGUUUUCAUCAAUUGUAUAUCAAUCUAUGAUGGCAAAUCAAUAUUGAUUCCAAUCCAUCUAUCAUGCUAACUUACUUAUUUUUACCUAUUUGGGAUAAUGUGAUCUCCCCAGUGGGAUUUGGGGUAGCGCAUGCGUAGCUGGUGUCAGACACGUCUGGGGUCCCUCUUGUAAAUACUGAUGGCUUGUUGAAACUAGGAUGUUGGUAACUCCUUUGAUCCUUGAAUGAGAUGUACUCUUUCAGCUGAAUGGGAUCGAGGACGGCCUUCAUCGGACGUGCAGUCACCCGUGAUGAGUGCAAGGGGCGUGUGCUGAAAAUGGGAGCAGAUCUAAGGGCUCGAUCAUGACAGGUGUAAAGUUAGGACAGUUCUGUGGAGCACCCAAUGACACCAUCCCACUCUGGUCGGAGGGUCAUCUGGGCCACUGUUUCCAACAGGUUGCAGUUGUGAUAGGAACACACUUCAUCUUUGCUGUGUGCAGUGCCUACUUUGCUGGAAUCAGACAGGGUAGGAUCAUCCACAACUUGACAAGUUCAGCGGCAGUCAACAUCCGACUGCUCAUCAGUACUCUCCAGUUCUGCACACCACUUCUUCACAUCCUCCUGGUAGAACUAUGGCAGGGGAAGAAGCUCCCUCUUGUGGAUGUGGUGACUGGUGCAUUUGUGUGUUUCACCUGGUUGGUCCACACCUGUGCUGUUUGGCAGGUCAGGAAGAUGCACGUUGUUCACAUGAGAGGACCGCUUGCCCUGGCAUUAGCCUGGACUCUUACUCUAGUUGCAACCGGUUUCCAGCUGCAGGCGGUCAUCCUCCGGGCCAGCAGAGUGGACCAGACGCUGGAUGUUGUAACAGAAAGUAUUACAUUUGCAGUAGGAGGACUUCAAUUUUUAUACCUCGUGACACUGUUCCCCUCUCACAGACCUAACGUACCACUGCUGUUCGCUCCUCCUCAUGUACAAAGUGUUAAUGAAGAAGAAGAACCCCUGCUACGGUCAGGUGAUAAAGUUUGUUAUGAUGGCACAGUAUCCACACCAGGUAAAGUAGAGCUGAACAUUGCAGAAGACAGCUCCAACUGGCUGUCCAAAUUAACUUUCUGGUGGGUAAAUCCCCUUAUGGUUAAAGGAUCCCACAUGCAGCUCAACGCAACAGGUGAUCUUUUCCACCUUCCAAGAAAGUUGACAACAGGCCAUGUUGAGAAGGUCUUUACAGAGAAGUUCUAUCCUCAUUCCGUUGAUCAGUUAGAGCCAUCUGAUGACGAGUGUCCAGGGGUGAAAGUCAGAAAUGGCGGGAUUGAAGUACAGGAUGUUCUGGAGGCACCAAACUGUCCUGACAGCACAAAGAAAAUUUUGGGACAGCCGGUGACACUGAUGAAAGGUCUACAUGGAGCGUUCGGAGUACAAUACUACUCCCUGGGGAUCUUGAAACUGCUUGGGGACGGGCUGGGGUUUGCAGGACCCUUGCUGCUAAACUUACUCGUCUCCUUCAUGGAGAACUCAAAGGAGCCAAUGCUGCAUGGAUAUCUGUAUGCACUUGGACUCUUCUUGUCAACCCUCAUUGGUGCAAUAUUGUCCUCCCAGUUUAACUACCAGAUCAACAAGGUUGGUAUCCAGAUCAGGGCUGCCUUAGUCACCACCGUCUACCAUAAGGCCCUUGCUGUCAGCAGUACUUCUCUGUCAGGUUUCACGACUGGAGAAGUUGUGAACUUCAUGAGCACAGACACCGGCCGGAUCGUCAACUUCUGUCCGUCCUUCCACCAGUUCUGGUCCCUGCCUUUUCAGAUUGCCGUAUCGCUCUACCUGCUACACCAACAGGUUGGCAUCUCCUUCCUUGCCGGCCUGGCCUUUGCUGUGCUGCUGAUCCCGAUAAAUCGCUGGCUUGCCGUCAAGAUUGGGAAGCUGAGCAAUGAUAUGAUGCUGCAAAAAGAUGCUCGAGUCAAGCUGAUGAAUGAAAUACUGUAUGGAAUCCGGGUGAUCAAGUUCUAUGCCUGGGAGUCUACAUUCCAAGAGAAGGUGCGCCGCCUGCGACAGCUGGAGUUGAAGAGUUUGCGAGGCAGGAAGUACCUGGACGCCCUGUGUGUGUACUUCUGGGCCACCACACCUGUCCUCAUCUCCAUCCUCACCUUUGCUACAUACUCUGCCCUGGGCAACAAGCUCACUGCUGCUAAGGUCUUCACAAGUGUUGCAUUGUUCAACAUGCUAAUCAGCCCCCUGAACGCCUUCCCCUGGGUCAUCAACGGGCUGAUGGAGGCCUGGGUGUCCGUCAAGCGGCUGCAGGCUUUCCUGCAGCUCAGGGAGAUAGACCUGCUCUCAUACUACAGUACAGAAAUGAGUGAAGAUGGCAGUGCCAUGGAAAUCCAUAAUGGCUGUUUCAGCUGGAGCUCAGCUGCUGUUGCUGUUCCUGCUGCUGUGGGUAGUUCUGCCCCGGAGAGCCGAGACGACUCCGGGGUAGAGGACAGCUCAUCAAGCAGCAUCUUUAGCAGCUGUGGUACCCAGAAGCUGGAGGGGAUCUCACUGACUGUGCAAAAGGGCCAGCUUGUGGGAGUUGUAGGUGCCGUUGGCAGUGGGAAAAGUUCUCUCCUUGCUGCCAUCACUGCUGAGAUGGAGAGACAGGAUGGGAAGAUCUCAGUCGCUAAUCUCACAGCGGGGUUUGGUCUGGCUGCACAGGAAGCCUGGAUCCAGCAGACCACUGUCAGGGACAACAUCUUGUUUGGGAAGGAAAUGGACACGGACAUGUAUGAGAGGGUGAUCAGAGCAUGUGCACUGGAGGAAGAUCUCAAGAUCCUGCCCUCUGGAGACCGUACUGAAGUUGGGGAGAACGGAGUGACUCUGAGUGGUGGGCAGAAGGCACGGCUGGGCCUAGCUAGGGCUGUGUAUCAGGGAAAAGACAUCUACCUCUUGGAUGACCCGCUGGCUGCUGUUGACGCUCAUGUCGCUGAGCACCUCUUCUCCCAGUGCAUCAUGGAACUGUUGAAGGAUAAGACCAGAAUCCUGUGUACCCACCACACCCGCUUCCUUCAGGAGGCAGACCUUGUGGUAGUGAUGGAGGCAGGCAGGAUCGUCAAAACAGGCCCACCCUCUGAAAUUUUAAGACAUGCCAUGAAAAUGCCAUCACUUAGCAAACAAGAAGAAAGACAGGAUAACAGCAACCACGAUGAUGAGAAAGACUCCAGCCAAGAGCUUGCCCCCGAGCCUGUUCUGUCCCGUGAGGAGUCCCUAGUUCAGGAGGAGGAGAGGGAGGUGGGGUCGGUGGCCUUCCAGGUCUACAGGUCCUACUGGCAGGCUGUGGGGGCCUGUCUGGCGCCGAGUGUACUGGUAGCUCUCUUCCUCAUGCAAGCUUCCAAGAACCUGAACGACUGGUGGUUAUCUUACUGGAUCUCCCACUCCCAUCACAACAGUACCGUCUCCCCAACACAUGCAGCCCUGGCUAUCACAUCAUCCGAACCAAGCUCCAUGGCACCCCUAUUGUUGGGCACAAGCAAUUCCACUACAGAUGACGUCACCUUCUACCUGACUGUGUAUGGGGCAUUAGCUGGGGCCAACACCAUCUUCACCCUGUUCAGGGCCUUCCUGUUUGCUUAUGGUGGGAUCUGUGCAGCCAGGGUGCUGCAUGACCAGCUGCUUAACAGUAUUCUCCAGGCAAAGAUCCAGUUCUUUGACACCACACCGAUUGGCCGAGUAGUCAACCGCUUCUCGUCAGACAUGUACUCCAUCGACGACUCCCUGCCCUUCAUCAUGAACAUCCUCCUGGCCCAGACAUACGGCGUGGCGGGAACCAUUGUGGUGACGUGUUACGGACUGCCCUGGUUCACUGUGCUACUGCUGCCUCUGGCUUUUAUCUACCAUAGGAUACAGAAAUACUACCGACACACCUCCCGUGAGCUGAAGCGCCUGGACAGCGUUAGUCUGUCUCCCAUCUACGCUCACUUCUCAGAGACACUGACAGGCCUCACCACCAUCAGGGGGCUCAGAGCUGUGCACAGAUUUAAACACGAGAACAAGACAAGGCUAGAGUGUAACCAGCGAGCCAGCUUCUCUGGCCAGGUGGCCUCCAGCUGGCUGGGCAUCCGUCUGCAGCUGCUAGGGGUUGCCAUGGUAACUGGUGUGGCCUUCAUUGCAGUGCUGGAGCAUCAUUUUCAAACAGUAGAUCCAGGACUGGUAGGGCUGGCCAUCUCCUACGCCCUGUCAGUGACCAACCUGCUGUCAGGAGUCGUCACCUCCUUCACAGAGACUGAGAAGCAGAUGGUUAGUGUGGAGCGAGCCGUGCAGUACGUGAAGAACAUACCAUGGGAGAGGACAGAUGGAGUCUUAGAGGUUAGUAGAAGAUGGCCAGAACAUGGAGCUGUAUCAUGGCAGGGCGUCAACCUCACGUACAGACAGGGUCUACCUAAGGCACUGGACAAUGUAAGCUUCAGCAUCAACCCUGGAGAGAAGGUUGGAGUGGUGGGUAGAACUGGGGCUGGCAAGUCCAGCCUGCUUCUGUGCCUGUUCAGAAUGGCAGACAUCCAAACAGGCACCAUCAAAAUUGAUGAUGUGGACAUCAGAAUGGUUGAGUUACAAAGAUUAAGAUCUCGACUGGCAGUGAUUCCCCAGGACCCGUUCCUGUUUGGUGGGACAGUCCGGGAGAACCUGGACCCCAGAGAUGUCUACAGCAACACUGACCUGUGGAACAUUCUGGAAAAAUGUCACCUCAAGCCAACAGUGCAGAAAUUGGGAGGGCUGGAGGCUGAGGUGGGUGAGAAGGGAAAGGUGUUUUCUGCUGGCCAGAGGCAGCUGAUGUGCCUGGCAAGGGCUAUUCUCACCAGAGCAAAGGUAUUGUGCAUUGAUGAAGCAACUGCUAAUGUGGACCAAGAGACUGACCGACUCAUUCAGCAAACCAUCCGGACGGAGUUUGCUCAUAGCACUGUCAUCACCAUUGCACACAGGACGAACACCAUCAUGGACAGUGAGCGGGUCCUGGUCAUGAGUGCAGGAAGGGUGGUGGAGUUCGCAUCCCCGCAAGAACUGCUAGCUGAUCCUACAACAAUAUUCUAUGGCCUUGUACAUAAACAUAGAUAACACCACUGUUUAUUAGUGAUCUAAAGGGUUAUUCAGAAAAAGAAUCCUUGGAAGCUGCUAGACCUCAUUUUGUGUCAAAUCAACAGAAUGGCAUGGGUGUAUGUUGAUUCUAUAGGAUCACAUGUGAAAAGGUGCUUCUGUAUAUCUAUGAAUGAUUCUAAUGCAGUAACUUCCCCGCCAGUAAGUAUUUACUUGUGAAGGCAAUGCUUUUAUGAGUCUUCCAUUAGAUGAUCUAACAAUGCUGACAGCCAAUUAAAGCAGAAACUUGAACAUGAUUUACAUGGUAUAUUCUGAGUACCUCUACCUGAAAAUAGUUAGCCUGUAGUUAGAAAUAGAGUAAGGAACCUUUUUCAUGUCAUUUUAUGUGCUUGAGAAAUUCAUUCGAAGUAGUCCAAUUGGCAACAGGUUUUCCACUGACAAAAAAAGUGAUCUAUAGCUAUCUUUACCAGUUUUCAAUUGCCACUGGCUUUAGUAGACAUAACUAACUCACUGAAACACAAACUGGUGAAGAUAUUUGGGACAGCUUUCUCCAUUGUAGCUAGCUGGUCACUCGUUACUAAUACAGCUGUAGUUGUCAUUAAAACUGUAAUGUUAUACACUAUUUUCAGAAAUGAGCUAUGAACCUCUUUUCAAAUCAUACACCUAACCUUACAGGUAUAUGCAAUGAUUAUACACUAGUGCAUUGAAUGUAAUGGUUGUUUGAUCUCACCCGAUUGAUCAUCAUGAGCCCAGUUACAGUGCCUGACAUGGCAUUUUAUGUUAAUGACAUGUAUUCAUGAGUCAGAGAAAUAAAAUAUGCUGGUAAUACAUGUA
Molecule: messenger RNA, 5903 nt
Organism: Branchiostoma floridae (Florida lancelet)
Lineage: Eukaryota; Metazoa; Chordata; Leptocardii; Amphioxiformes; Branchiostomatidae
Product: multidrug resistance-associated protein 7-like
Exons: 23
Coding region: 384-5090 (1568 amino acids)
Biological process (GO): transmembrane transport
Cellular component (GO): membrane
Molecular function (GO): ABC-type transporter activity; ATP binding; ATP hydrolysis activity
Source: RefSeq, a predicted model, not a curated record